Eurytemora carolleeae is the source of this 363-nucleotide messenger RNA. RefSeq lists its product as uncharacterized. Bases 1 to 363 code for a protein of 120 amino acids. The record is from RefSeq and is a predicted model, not a curated record. NCBI's taxonomy places the organism in Eukaryota, Metazoa, Arthropoda, Copepoda, Calanoida, Temoridae. The transcript is spliced from 4 exons.
AUGCUUGCCGCUAGAUUUGCCACCGCUAGGUGGAUAAUUGUCGCUAGUUGUGCUCAAGGCAUUUUUUCGCAGAUUUUUAAAUUUGAAAAUGGCCCUGAGUUGAACUAUUUAACCUUAGCUGGUGAUAACCCUAUUCCUCCCCCAAGUGGAUCUUUUACCCUCUGUGCCUCUAUGUUCCUUUUUAAGUUUCAAGGAAAUGAUGGUGCCGUACAUAUCAGGCUUGACUCUGGUAGACCUUGGAUAUCCUUUUAUGUUUAUAAGUUUGGGUCGGAUCCAGACAUUACUCUGUGGUUCUUUGUGAGAGGAGUGUGGCAUAAUUUGGGCUCUGCAGACAGUUAUAGGCAAAAUAACAGUUCACAAUAA